Bufo gargarizans (Asiatic toad) is the source of this 3087-nucleotide messenger RNA. RefSeq names its product transmembrane serine protease 15 (gene TMPRSS15). The transcript is spliced from 26 exons. Gene Ontology annotation, cellular component: membrane. Gene Ontology annotation, biological process: proteolysis; acrosome reaction. The record is from RefSeq and is a predicted model, not a curated record. Bases 1 to 3087 code for a protein of 1028 amino acids. Gene Ontology annotation, molecular function: protein binding; serine-type endopeptidase activity. NCBI's taxonomy places the organism in Eukaryota, Metazoa, Chordata, Amphibia, Anura, Bufonidae.
AUGAAGACUAAUGACAAAUCAGAGUUGCCAGAGAAGAAGAGCAGGGGAAGACACUGGACCGACUUAGAAGUAUGGCUCAUUGCACUGCUUCUUAUGUUCAUAUGUGCCUGUGUUGGGUUGAUCGUGUUUGCGUGGAUUUCAACGAAAGAUCAAGAAAAGUACUCUAUGAUGUGUGUCACUGAAACCAAUAGCACUGCAUGGGGAUCCUUCAAAAUUGUGUCAGGAGCAACAUACACAUCCAGUUUGCAAGACCAGGGCUCUGCUGACUUUAAAAUUCUCGCCUUUGAUGUGCAAAGAAUGUUAAAUGAAAUUUUUCAAGUCAGUCAACUGUACUUGGAAUACAGAACAUCAGAAAUUUUGGAAUUCAGAAAUGGCAGCGUCAUCGUGGUGUUCACUGCUCAAUUUACACAAGUUCUAUUGCAUGAAAAUAUUCAGAAGGCUCUAACUCUCGGGAUUCAGGGAAACCAUUCGCAACUCACAGCAAAGUACAAAGUAGAUGUCUCAACCAUAAUGAUCACAGAUUCACACCCGUUUACUACAGCAAGUUCUAUCACAAGUAGACCAACCACUGCAGCUCGUUGUCCACCCUCCCAGAAACUGUGUAAUGAUGCUGUAACAUGUAUACCAGAGAAUCGCUACUGUGAUGGAUUGCCUGAUUGCCCAGAUGGAUCUGAUGAAUAUAACAGCACAUGUGCAUCUCCAUGUGAUGGACAGUUUUUACUAACAGGAGAUUCUGGAACAUUUCACUCCAAAAAUUACCCCCACCCAUAUGAGCAAAACCUCUCAUGCCGCUGGAUAAUAAGUGCUAGGAACGGCUUUAACAUUAAACUUAAUUUCACAUCUUUUGAGAUUAGCAAUUACAUAGACGUCGUAAAUAUUUAUGAAGGUAUUGGACCUGACCGGAUUUUAAGAGUAUCCAUUUGGGGAACAAAUCCAGGAAAUUUUAGAAUUUUUUCAAAUCAAGUGACCGUGGAGUUUACAAGUGAUUCUACAUCCAGUGGUCUUAGUGGUUUUGAAGGAAUGUAUUCAGUGUUCACCAUUAGUGGAAUGACAAAUGAGGAGAAGAUUGACUGCAGCUUCGAAGAAGGGUUUUGUUACUGGAUUCAGGAUCUAACAGAUGGCGCAGAAUGGGAGAGAUUCAAUGGUCCCUAUUAUCCACCACUGUCUGGACCUGAUUAUGACCAUACAUUUGGCAAUGAGUCCGGUUACUAUAUAUCAACACCACCUGGACCUGGGCUUGGCCAAAUAAUUAGACUCAUUAGCCUUCCCUUAACAUCCUCAUCCUCAUCAGAACCUUUGUGCCUCAGCUUCUGGUACCACAUGUAUGGUGUCAGUGUAUACCGCCUGUCUGUUCUCAUUACAUUUACAAAUAAUACAGAACAAGUUGUCUUUUCCAAAGAAGGAAAUUAUGGCCCAUACUGGAAUUUUGGACAGGUUACAUUAAAUGAAACUUCUGGAUCUGUGGUGGCAUUUGAGGCCAUAAAAAAUCCAGGUUUUAGUGACAUAGCAUUAGAUGACAUCAAACUGUCUGCCGGGAAGUGCAAUGAAAGCGGUUAUGAUGAACCAACUCGAGUUCCAACUCCUCCCACUACUACCAUUCAGCCAUCAAACUGUGGAGGACCUGUUGAGUUAUGGGAAACCAACAUUACGUUCAGCUCCCCAAACUACCCACAGAACUAUCCCAAUCUUGCAGCAUGUAUAUGGUAUCUCAAUGCAGCAGAAGGACACAAUAUCCAACUGCAUUUCCAAGCGUUUGAUCUAGAAAAUAUAUAUGAUGUUGUUGAAGUGAGAGAUGGCAGAGGAUCAGAUUCCUUGUUGCUGGCUGUUUACACCGGGAUGAAUCAAGUUCCAGACGUCUUCUCCACAACCAAUUACAUGACCGUGUAUUUUACAUCAGACUCAUCUACUCCUAGUAAAGGAUUUGAAGCUAACUUUACAACCGGUUAUCGCCUUGGCAUGCCAGAGGCCUGUAAUGCAUCUUCCUUCCAGUGUCACAGUGGAGAGUGUGUCUUAUUCAGCAGUGUCUGUGAUCAACAUUCAGACUGUCCCGAUGGAUCUGACGAGGCAAAAUGUGUACAACUUUCUAACAGUAGCUCGAGUGGACUGGUUCAGAUCAAGGUUCAGGCUGACUGGUAUACGGCAUGUGCAGAUCUCUGGACUGAAGGCAUUUCUAAUAAUAUAUGUCAUCAACUAGGACUAGGGAAUGUGAAAACGACAGCAGUUGUACAGACAAGUGGAAAUGGGACGUAUGUAAAAUUAGUUGAAGCCAUCGGAGGCGGCCUAAGCUUUCAACCCAGCAACUCUUGCAGUAACCAAAGCGUUAUUUACAUUGAGUGCAACCCCAGAGAAUGUGGUAAACGGCAAGUGAGCAAUUCCAAAAUAGUAGGUGGCACCAAUGCUGGAGUAGGAGCUUGGCCUUGGAUUGCGUCUCUGUACUUUAAUGGAAGACAAGUAUGUGGAGCAUCCUUGGUCAACAAAGAGUGGCUGGUGUCCGCAGCUCAUUGUGUUUAUGGGAGGAAUUUAGUACCGUCCAACUGGAAUGGCGUACUUGGAAUGUAUGAUAGCACCAACCUGACCUAUCCGCAAACAGAGAGGAGAUCGAUCGAUCAGAUUGUCAUCAAUCCGCAUUACAACCGGCGUACUAAAGAUAGCGAUAUCGUCAUGAUGCACCUCGAAUCACCAGUUAAUUAUACAGAUUAUAUCCAACCAAUAUGCCUGCCUGAGGGCCCGGAUGCGAUUGCACCAGGAUUAAACUGUACCAUUGCUGGCUGGGGUCGGACAGAAAGCCAAGGUCCCGUUCCAAAUAUAUUACAGGAGGCUAAAGUUCCACUGAUCUCCAAUGAAAAAUGUCAGCAGCGAAUGCCGGAAUAUAAUAUUAGCAAUAGUAUGGUCUGUGCAGGUUAUGAUGAAGGAGGAAUAGAUACAUGCCAGGGUGACUCUGGAGGUCCACUUAUGUGUGAAGUUGAAAAUCGAUGGAUCUUGGUAGGAAUAACCUCAUUUGGAGUUGGAUGUGCCCAACCAAAUCGACCUGGAGUUUAUGCCCGAGUGACUGCUUUUUCAGAAUGGAUUUAUAAUUUUAUCAUUUAA